ACGCCGGCCCUUCGCUCUUCCUACCGGUAGGAGAUACACGUCGUCACACGAGGUCUAGCAAACCGGCUAAGAUCACUAACAAUGGGCUUCGGUGAUCUGAAAUCCCCAACUGGACUUAAAGUCUUAAAUGACUUUUUGGCAGACAAAAGUUACAUCGAAGGGUAUGUCCCCUCUCAAGCCGACGUCGCUGUGUUCGACGCAAUUUCUGGGGCCCCAUCAGCCGACCUCUGCCAUGCUCUGCGUUGGUACAACCACAUCAAGUCCUUCCAGAAAGUGAAGGCCAGCCUCCCAGGACUGAAAAAAGCACUUGGUCAUUAUGGACCAGCUGGUGUAGAAGACACAACCGGUGGUGGUGAUGCUGCUGAUGACGACGAUGACAUUGAUCUGUUUGGCUCUGAUGAGGAGGAGGAGGAAAGUGAAGAGGCAAAGAGGCUCAAUGAGGAGAGGGUGGCUGCCUACAACGCAAAGAAGUCCAAAAAACCCACGUUAAUCGCCAAGUCUUCCAUCUUGUUGGACGUCAAGCCCUGGGAUGAUGAAACGGACAUGGUUAAGAUGGAAGAGUGUGUACGAACCAUUCAGAUGGACGGCCUUAUCUGGGCCCAGGCUUCCAAGCUGGUUCCAGUUGGUUACGGCAUCAAGAAACUGCAAAUCGGAUGUGUGGUUGAGGAUGACAAAGUUGGAACAGAUCAGUUGGAAGAGGCGAUCACUGCUUUUGAGGACUAUGUGCAGUCUGUGGAUGUUGCUGCCUUCAACAAAAUUUAAAGCCCCAAAGCAGAUGGUUGCAGACAUGCAAUAAAAGGCACUUCAAGACACUUGA
Messenger RNA from Clupea harengus (Atlantic herring), 817 nucleotides. It is a transcript of the gene eef1b2, whose product is annotated as eukaryotic translation elongation factor 1 beta 2. NCBI's taxonomy places the organism in Eukaryota, Metazoa, Chordata, Actinopteri, Clupeiformes, Clupeidae. The record is from RefSeq and is a predicted model, not a curated record. Gene Ontology annotation, molecular function: guanyl-nucleotide exchange factor activity; translation elongation factor activity. Gene Ontology annotation, biological process: translational elongation. Gene Ontology annotation, cellular component: eukaryotic translation elongation factor 1 complex; cytosol.